Messenger RNA from Setaria italica (foxtail millet), 1150 nucleotides. RefSeq names its product rRNA-processing protein fcf2. The transcript is spliced from 5 exons. Gene Ontology annotation, cellular component: nucleolus. The record is from RefSeq and is a predicted model, not a curated record. Gene Ontology annotation, biological process: RNA processing. Lineage: Eukaryota; Viridiplantae; Streptophyta; Magnoliopsida; Poales; Poaceae. Gene Ontology annotation, molecular function: RNA binding. Bases 101 to 694 code for a protein of 197 amino acids.
CGCGCCGCCCCGCAGCUUUCCCCCAUCCCGUCCGACGACCUCCAUCCCAGCCGCCGCGGCGGUUAAACCCGACACCUGAACUCGCAGCGGCAGGCCAGCGAUGUCCGAGACGGCGGCGCCGAUCGGCUUGUCAUGGGCGCCCAAGCUUCCUUCCCUAGCGACGACGAGCUGUAGCAGCAAGAGCGAGCCGGCACCGAAGCCGAGCACCGCGCAGGGGUCGCUCUGGAAGCCCCAGAGCGAGCUCGUGGACGGGCUGUUCGUGUCUCCGAGGGACCCCAAGAAGGUUAACAAGCUCACCAGGAAGAGCGUCAAGGACACCACCGGCAAGGGCUGGUUCGACAUGCCGGCGCCGACCAUCACUCCCGAGUUGAAGAAAGAUCUCGAGAUUUUGCAGCUGAGGCAUGUAAUGGACCCAAAAAGGCACUUCAAGAGGGCAGGAAAGUCCAAGGCCCUUCCCAAGUACUUCCAAGUUGGUACAGUUGUUGAGCCUGCAUCUGAGUUCUACUCGGGUAGGAUGACAAGGAGGGAGCGUAAAACAACUUUGGUUGAUGAGCUGCUAUCGGAUCAAUAUCUUAAGAGCUACAGGAUGCGCAAGGUACGGGAAAUUCAGGAGAGCCGUAUGCCAGGAGGCAACCAAAAGUGGAAGAACAAGGGGAAGCAAACACUUAAGAGGGCCAAGGAUAGGAGAAAAUGAGAUUAGUGCGUCAACUGCUUUGGUUGUGAGAAAGAAGGGAGUGGAGAAAUGGACAAAGGAUCGCCUUCAAGUUGCACUAUACUUUCUCUCGAUUCUGUGGUAUAAAUUGUGUUUCCAGUGUCAUGCAGUGAACUUCAGCAACAUGUUAAAUGCGUGUUUGCCUGGGCUUAGGAUCUAUGGUUUAUCUUUAUCUAAAUGGAUGCAGUGAACUUCAGCAACAUGUUGCACUAGAUGGUCCAUUUUUUCAUCUAGGAGUGGAGAAACCUUCUUGUUUUAGCCAUCAACAUGUGUCCCUACGUUGUUUGGCAAAGCUGCAUGACAAAAAGUAUUUUGUAGGCCAAAAUUGUUUGAGGACAUGAUUUGCAAUGGCAAAAUAGGUAUCUCGGUCCUGAACUCGAGGCUCAAUUUUCAGAUUGUCCCUUAACUUCUGAACUUUACAUGGAGGCUCAAUUUUCA